UAAUCAGUCAUUUUAAUACAUUACAUUUUACAUGUUUUAAAUUAAAACGAAGUUUUUCAUUCUUUGAAUGUCAUUUUGUGGAUAAUCUAUUUUUAAAUUUUUAUUAUUAAAAUCCAAAAUGAAUUCUUUAAGAAAAAUACAAAGUGUUAUUAUUAGACUAGGAAAUCGUUAUUACAAUAAACUUGGAAUUAUUGGAGUACCAUUUGAGAAAGGCCAGCAUAAGAGAGGUGUAGCACAAGGUCCAGAAGCAAUUAGAGAAGCUGGAUUAAUGAAAGAAUUAGAAUUAUUAGGAUUAGAUGUGAAAGAUUAUGGCAAUAUUUUAUAUGAAGCAAAAAAUGUAACUCAGGUAGAUAACAUGACACACUUAGGUGAUGUUGCUGGUUGUACAAGUAAAUUAUCUGAACAAUUUCAACAAAUUUUGAAAAAAAAUCGAAGAGUAUUAACCAUUGGUGGUGACCAUAGUGUAGGAAUUGGAACUAUAGAUGGUCAUGUUAAGAAAAAAGGAGAUAUAGCUCUAAUAUGGGUUGAUGCUCAUGCAGAUUUAAAUACAAAUAAAACAAGUACUACUGGACUAUUUCAUGGAAUGCCUGUAGCAUUAUUAACUUCUGAAUUGGCUGAUUAUUGGCCACAUCUUCCAGGAAUGGAUUGGCAAAAACCAAUGCUGUCUAUCAGAAAUGUAGCUUAUAUUGGAUUAAGAGAAGUUGAUAGUUAUGAAAGACUAGUUAUUGAGAAAUUUGGUAUUACUGCUUUUGGUAUGGAAGAUAUAGAAAGAUAUGGUAUUCAUGAUGUUACUUAUAUGGCAUUAAAUAAAAUAGAUCCUAAUGAUUCAAGAUCAAUACAUGUUAGUUUCGAUAUUGAUUCAUUAGAUCCUUUGGAAGCACCGUGUACAGGAACUCCUGUACGUGGUGGAUUAUCAUUGAGAGAAGCUAUUCAUUUAAUGGAAGUUCUCUAUAGAACUCAGAGAUUGAAUGCAUUAGAUAUUGUAGAAAUAAAUCCUUAUAUUGGUAAUAAAUAUGACGUUCGACUAACUGUUGGAGCUGCUAUACAUAUUAUUCAAGCUGGCUUUGGAUAUAGUAGAAGAGGUCUUAGAGUUCCAAAAGGUGUUACAGAUAUACCAUUACCAACAAUUAAAUAAAUUAAUUAUAUUUAUUCAUAAUUUUAUAAUAUUAAAUAUAAUUAAGAUGUCAUAUUAAUUCUUCUUUGAAGUUUAUACAGUAAUAAGCUUUUGUAAACUUUUAAACAAUACCAGAAAAAUAUAAGAGAAAUACAAAAUAAAACAAUA
This is a messenger RNA of Apis florea (little honeybee), 1282 nucleotides long. It is a transcript of the gene arg, whose product is annotated as arginase. Lineage: Eukaryota; Metazoa; Arthropoda; Insecta; Hymenoptera; Apidae. Gene Ontology annotation, molecular function: arginase activity; manganese ion binding. Gene Ontology annotation, cellular component: nucleus; cytoplasm; cytosol. The record is from RefSeq and is a predicted model, not a curated record.